Danaus plexippus (monarch butterfly) is the source of this 2136-nucleotide messenger RNA. RefSeq names its product zinc finger protein Elbow (gene elB). The transcript is spliced from 2 exons. The coding region runs from base 195 to 1439 and encodes 414 amino acids. The record is from RefSeq and is a predicted model, not a curated record. NCBI's taxonomy places the organism in Eukaryota, Metazoa, Arthropoda, Insecta, Lepidoptera, Nymphalidae. Gene Ontology annotation, biological process: negative regulation of DNA-templated transcription. Gene Ontology annotation, cellular component: nucleus.
GUCGAGUGACAACGUGUCAGAGGGGGGCCGCCAGCGCCGCCAGCCAGCAUUGAACUCAGUCUGACUCGGACCGUCGUACGGUGUGCACGUGUUAGUAAUACAUAGAACCUGUGGCUAGUGAGUGAUGUGCUGACUCGUGUGGUGUUUACUGUGGCAUAUUUACACUGGAGAAGGAUAAUAUACUGUGGAGCAACAUGCUCACUUCUAGUAAUCAGUAUUUGAGACCGGAUUAUCUGUCGCCUUUGCCGACCACGCUCGACGCGAAAAAGAGCCCGUUGGCACUACUCGCACAGACCUGCAGUGCGAUCGGCGCUGACACACCCAACCCCAAGCUGAUAUCUGCCGCGGAAAAAGCGAGCAAAAAAUACGAAGACAAACCGAUGCAUGUGGAUAACAAACCGAGUUUUAAGCCUUACGAGUCGUGCCUGACGAGAGAAAAGACUAGAACGCCCGAAGACAGGUCUGCUUCGGUUAACGCUCAUCCUAAAACACCGUCAUCUAAAGGCAGCGCCUCGACGACUCCCGUUCAAGCCCGAUGCCAUAGCAACCAAAGUUCUUCAUCACAGAGAACGUCACCUCCGGCUCAUCGCAAAACACCGUCGGAAAAAUCGGAUGAGAGAUCAAGUCCACUAAACUCACCCGCUCAAACCAAAUCAAGUUCAGAAUCUAGCUCAUCUGCGAAGUUACCAUAUCCUCACACUAGUUUAGCGUCCACCGCUGACACCAAAGAACCCUCAAGUUUUAAACCCAGCAUACCGGUCAGUUCUUCAGCUUUCCUCGGUGGAUUGCCUCCUACCGGAUUCCCGUUGCAUAUGGAUUUAAUGACGAGUAGCAUAAUGGCAGCUCAACACCAAGCUUUAAAAAACGGAUUGAAUCCUUAUCUUGCCUAUGCCCGAAUGAAAGCUCCCGGCGGCGAUCUAGGUAUGUGUAGAGAUCCAUAUUGCACCGGAUGCUCUCUAAGUUCGCAUUUAUUAAAGUCCGCAGUAUGUCCAGCUGGCUGUGCCCAAUGUGAUCAUGCUAAAACUCCGUUUCCAUUACCAGCGAACCAUCCAGCAGCGGCGGCAUACGCUCACGCACAGCUAGCGGCUCUCGCUGCCGCAUCUCAACUACCAUUCGUGUGCAGUUGGAUGGCCGGUGACUCUGCAUACUGUGGCAAAAGAUUUGCAACUUCCGAAGAAUUGCUGCAACAUUUACGGUCCCACACGGCUAGUGGUGAAUCCAGUCCUAGUCUGUCCAUGCUAAGCGCCACUCAUCCGCUCCUCCAGAGGACGUACCCGACACCGCCUCUAUCUCCGCUGACUCCUCGUUUCCAUCCAUACAGCAAGCCCUCCCACCUGGUGUCCUCACCGCCUCUGCCGUUUCCACUCCCGCCACAUCCAUCGCUAGCGGCGUAUUUCCCCUCUUAUCCCCUCUUCGGACCGCGUCCUCUUCACCCUUGAGGACCGUCGGCGCUCCACGCAAACAAAAAGGGGGGCGCCGACAACUAACGCCCACGCCAAAAGGACAUUCGGAACUGAAGAAAGUGUAAAUAUAAGAUAGUGUUCUUCUAGUUUCUAGUCGGCUCAUAUCAAGAACGGACAUGUAAACCCUGCGGGGUGCGACAGCUGUGAUCUCUAACUUGUAAUAUUGGUAAUGUUUUAGUGCACCGACUGCGUCUGUGUCCGCUAUCGCUUCGUCCGAGCGCGGUUAUAAUUUUCUAGUUAGACUAACAGAAUUUUAUGUACCAAAUAAAUAAUGUAAUUUAAUUAGUUUGUAAUUUAAGUUGUUGCAAUUAUUUAGUGAGGAUUGUUAAUUGUGUUUCUAUUUUUAAUAAUAAUGUGUGUAUCAUUUGGCAAAAUAUUAAUCAACACGUAUCUUUGCGACUAUCGAAUACGAUCAUACUGCGGUUGGUUGAUUGUUUAAUCAAUUAUAUAAUUUGGUAUUUCUGUCCAUGCGUUAACUUUGACCUCGAUGCUUGUCGCUAUGGCACAAUUGUAAUAGAUUUCAAAGUAAAACUUACAUUUAAAUAAAAGAAAGCUAAAAUACACUGUUUGUACUAGAAUCUAAAUACCCUAAUAGAUGCAAUAAGUAUCUGUUGACGAGAGUUUGUUGUUAAAGCGUACAUAAAAUGAAAAUAUACGUAAAUAUUUAAUUUCA